AUGGGAUCGGGGCCCGUCUAUACCUGGCCCGGUCACGUGACCAACACCGCCAAACCUCCCACGCGCGAGAUCGACCUGUCUCGACCUGCCGAGCCAGCACCUGCAGCACUGUAUCUGCCUCCCCGCGCACACGGCAGCCAUCUUUGCCAUCGCCACUCGUUUGUCUGCUGCCCGGUCCUAUUUUCCCCCGUCUUGCUCUAUCCACACCGUGGGGUCAUGAGCUUGCGGUGGAAGACACCGUCGCUUGUCCUCCAUUGA
Messenger RNA from Penicillium lagena, 258 nucleotides. RefSeq lists its product as uncharacterized. The transcript has a single exon. Lineage: Eukaryota; Fungi; Ascomycota; Eurotiomycetes; Eurotiales; Aspergillaceae. The record is from RefSeq and is a predicted model, not a curated record. The coding region runs from base 1 to 258 and encodes 85 amino acids.